AGCAUGAAAAUUUUCUUCCGUUCGUUUUUCAUUCCUUUGCCUUGUCCCAAUCUCUUCUUUCAUGGUGAGCAUCCUUUAUCCCCCACUCCACCCACCGGAUGAAAAUUUCCGUUACAUUCGCAGUUUCCACUCUAGUUGCCCUCUUUAUGGAGUACUCCCCCAAUGCGGAACGUCUAUAUUCCCCCUCCAUACCAACCUGAACCCAUUGGGUUGUGUCGAGCGUGGGCCGCCCCUUUGGGGGUGCGCUGGGCGGGAAGCGGGGGUCGGCACGAUGCGGGAUGAUAAUGUCCUUCCUUUGGAUGUCUGAUCCCUCUCCUCUUUUUCUGAUUAUGCGCCGGAAACGUUUGCUGAUUUUCACCUCUUUGUUUAUUUAAGGCGUUGCUGAGUGG
Guyanagaster necrorhizus is the source of this 389-nucleotide messenger RNA. RefSeq lists its product as uncharacterized. Bases 62 to 307 code for a protein of 81 amino acids. The transcript has 2 exons. The record is from RefSeq and is a predicted model, not a curated record. NCBI's taxonomy places the organism in Eukaryota, Fungi, Basidiomycota, Agaricomycetes, Agaricales, Physalacriaceae.